UAGCACUGUUAAUUACUUAAUAAUCUUAGAAAGGCUUGGCGAUUCAAGACUAUUGCAAAUCAACGUUUUGAAAUGUGGAGACAGCCUAACGAGAUUUUCAUGGUCACGUUUCUCCUAAUUCUGAUUUUUUCACCAGUAACUCCGUUUGCACUUCAACGCUUCAACUGUCCAAAAAGCUACACAUUUCCAAACGCUCGUCUUCGAGGUGGUCUCCAAGCUGGUAAGUUUAAAAGACUAGGUCCUCCAGAUGAUACCGAGCUUUGUGUUCAGCGGUGCUGUGAUCAGAGGUCAUGCGACCUAGUUGCGUGGAUUGGUGAACACUGUUACUCAGUGUCUUGUUUCAGCCGUGAAUUAUGUACACCAGUGAGGUUAGCAAGUUACAACAAAGGCAUGAGGCUCUUGUAUAUCGCAUCGAGAGAAGACGCCGAAGACGAAGUUGAACCCAAUCGAAGAGAAGUCAAUGAUAUUUUCCACUCGUCACAAAGUGAUACUCGCUCAUUCAACAUUUCAAAGAAGACAUCGUUGAUUGAGGAUGGAGACCUGGCAGUUAAGAAGUCCACUACCGAAGAUAGAAGAAUUAUUCGCUCGUUGGAGGAGGUUGAAGACGAAGAACAUUCUGGUUCCAUUGAAAAGAAUGGUAUCAACGAAAGUGCCAACAACAGCCACGAAACUAUAUUGUUCAGCGGAAAUUUUUAUGAACGCGGCUCAGAAAGUAUGAACUUCAAAAUGGAACAGCCCUCUGGCGGGGAGGACUGGGAAGGAGGCCUACUUAAUGAGUCAGGAACCGAGCAGGACGAUGACGUCACUGAUGACAUAAUUCAGACACAAACUCACCCAGUGACUGCGGUGAAAAGAACAGAAAUGGCGUCUGUGGUCAGUCCCAGCGAUAUAGAAGAAUUUGAAUCCAGUUCGCAGUCCGGUAGCGGAGAAAGCUUACUAGAUGACAGAAUAGAAGAGGAAUUGAGACAAGAAGGAGGGGAAGAUUCCUCCGCUGAUUUUAGUUCUUUAGGUUCAGCAUUCAUUCUUGACGAAAAGCAUGCAGACGGGUCUGGUAAAAUAAACAGAACGAUCAUGCGAGAGGUUCAAAGUAAUUUGCGUAAGGUGUGGCGCUAUGCUGCGGCCGGUAAGAGCCUCGGAAUGAUGUCCAAGGGACCAAAGAGUAAGGAGCAGGAGCAAAAGGCCCAAGAGAUUUAUAACUUGGUGAUAAAACAUGAAUCUGAGUUUGUCAAUCAGCACAGAAUGAAGCCAAAGGAAUCCGUAAAGGGUGAGAGUGGUGCAUCAGGCUCGGAAGACGCUGAUCAGCACAAGGCACGUGAUGAUUCAUGGGGUGGAGGAGAGGAUGAUUCAGAUGAAAAACAUGAAUCAGGAUCUGGUAUUUUACGCGAAAGUGAAGAGGAAGCACUGGUAGAGUCGGUGGAAAACGACAUCUCUGGAGAGAGUAGUGGACUGUCGGAUUCUUCGAAGUUGCCUAGUGACAGUGGCAGUGGUUCAGGAAUCAAAAUUAAUAGAAAACUGUUGAAAGAAGUUGAGCAAAACUUGCACAAAGUUUGGAGAUAUGCAGCUCCUAAAAAGGACUUAGACAUGGUCGCUAAAGGACCCAAAGGAGAGGAAGAGUUAGAGAAAGUGAAAAAGAUUUACAAUAUGAUCAGUAAACAUGAGUCUGGCUCAGCAUUUAUAGAUUAUGAGAUGCGAAAGAAAGGAAAACCUUUGAAUGAUGGUAGGAAAACAUCAGGGAGUCAUCGAAGGCAUAAAAGCCGCAAAAGUAGGGUUAAGAUAAUAGGAACAGGACACAAUGGCACUGAAUCAAAGCUUUAUACACUACAGAAAGCAAGGAAAUAUCGGUAUAACCAGGACUUGAAAAAUCUAAAACCCUGGGGCAUGGGAAUGGAAAAGUCUGGGCAUAAACCCAGUGGGAUGUAUACAAAGAAAAUCGGUCGGAAAGACAAGACCGCUAGGAACAAACAGAAUGCCCUAACUAUCCUUCGACAAGAAAUGAAAGAUUUAGCCGAAAACUUAAACGAAAACUCGGGUCCCAAGAAGUAUAACGACACUUCUAAAGUGCCUAAGCUUGCUAACUCGAAGUCGGAUGGAGGUAAGAGUGUAGGAGACAGUCAUGAAGCUAAAUUAAAGCAUGCAACGAGCAGCGCGGGAGAUAAUUCUUUAAAAUUUAAUGAACACAAACAUGUAUCACUUGAUAAGACACAGCUAGAAAUCGGUAAAACGUUAGAGGAGCUGAUUUUGACCAGAAUGGCCCAGCUGCAAAGUCAAAGGAAACACAAAAAGAGAAAGGGAAAACAAGAGCAUUUAAAGGAUAAACACAAGAAUGAGGAAAAAGCAGAAAUGGUAAAAGAAGCUUCAAAGGUAAAGCCACAGCCUAACAAGGACAAACUUCUCAAAGAACUGGAGAAGCUUAAGUUUUUAAACGGACCUUCGACUGUUUAUAACGAAAGUAGGUUUGUGUAUCUCAAACAGUGUGGACUGUACGUGGAGGAAUAUAAUGUAUCAAAGACACGUGCUUCUUGGAACAAUGAUCUGUUUUCACCAUAUUCGUACCUGUAUGAGAUGCCAAAGAAUUAUCACAUGUGUAAUUCUUCCCUGUGGAUGAAUAGCACAGAUCUGCGUGGAGAUGUUUUUUUGAGCUUCCGGGUUAUGUCAAUAAAAGGAAGUACUAUGACUAAUAAUGCCAAUAUCUGUGAGAAAUACUGCUGCCAGGAGCCGCGCUGCCAGUCCUGGACACUAAGAUUCCAGAAAGCAAGCACAGCUAAUUGUCCCAAAGGAUCUUUUUGCUGCUGGCUGAAAAGUGCCAUACCAACGCCCAUCCGAGACCAGGAACACUGUACAUCCGGAAUUGUGCACCGCGAGAGCACAAGACAUCCGCCGUCUGGCAUGCGAUCAGCGGUUCCUCUAGGAGGACUGGGCACGGGCUCGUUUGAGCUACGCGCAGACGGAACGAUUCACGAAUGGACACUCGAGAACCAGUCUCCCGGAGGUUCAGCUAAAUUGAACAAGGGAGCGCUAAAUUUGGCAGUGUUUGGAGUAAGAGUGUCAGAAGUGAAUAAAGAUAAGAGCAAGGCAGCGCUGCUGAGAAUCCAUGCUCCCCAUGGGUACCCUGGAGUGGACAGGUUGUCAUACUCUGGAUCUUACCCAGUCAGUAAAUUAACCCCCGGUGGUUCAAUAACAGAGAACGUUGACAUGAGUCUAUACGCCUUUUCAUCAUUUCAUGUGAGACACCGUUACAAGUCUGCGGUCCCAGCAGUUGCUUUUACUUUAGGCAUGCGGAAUAAGGCUGACAGACCUUUGAAUGUGUCGUUCAUGUUUAACUUGCCGUUAGGACAACAGGAGGAUACAAUUCGUGUCGGAGAUAAUUAUGGCGAAGUUGUAUUCACCAGAAUGAUAAAACCAUCGGACUGUGCGCACGCGUGUUCAAAGAUGCCCAAAUGUAUGUCAUGGACAACCAAUGGACCUACAUCGUGUCUGUUGAAGGACAAAAUGCCCCUUCACGCCUGGGCCACCGGCAUCGUAUCAGGCCUGAAGGGAGAAUGGUCUGUGAAAGACUCCAUGUUGACUUGCCACAGGCCCGGGUUUUUCCCUCAGAGCGGUAGCACAACACUAUAUGCAGUUGACGAUGAAGAUAGUUCGGGAUCUUUUGCCGUGGCUGACGACUUUGGAGACAUUUGGAAAAAUUUCUCAAACACGGGAAAAAUUGGCACUACAGAAUCUCUAAAUAACACUGGGCUUUAUGGUGCAGCGUCUGUGAUGACACAGCUCCAGCCGGGAGAGAAGAAAUCUUUGACCUUAAUUUUGUCGUGGUAUUAUCCCAACCGUGAUGUGGCCAAAGUUCACGUCGGUAAUCUGUACUCAGCCUUGUUCAAAUCCAGCCAGGAUGUGGCAAACCACAUGCGCAAGGAUCUGCUCCAGUCGGUAAUGGAUAUUCGUUCGUGGCAUGAACCGAUCGUCGGAUCUACACCUGCAAGAAAGGAGCCAAUCAAUGACAAGGUUAAGCAUAUACCCAAAGGUCCGGACGAGAACAGAGUCAAUGAACUUCCUGAUUGGCUAAAAGAUUUGCUCGUCAAUAGUAUGAGCUUCUGGAGGUCUGGAUUCUGGGCCGAAGAUGGAAGAUGGCGACAGUGGGAAGCUUUUGACUGUAAUGAUAUUGACACCAUUCAAAAUGACAUGCAGAGAAUUAUUCCUUACACUCUCUUCUUCCCAGAAUUAGUGCGAGAACUUCUGACGGCUUGGGCCGACAAUCAAUACUCAAGUGGUAUGCUACAAGAGGCGCUUACUUCCGGUUGUCUGGGACCAACAGGGAAGCUGGAUUACUCCGGCGGCCGAGUGAUGGCGGACACAACAGCUAUGUUUGUGGUUGGACUUUACCACUAUUUCCAAUGGACCGGGGACCAGGCUACUCUCGACCGACUUUGGCCAGCGGCUAAAAGAGCAAUGGCCUGGGUCAUGGUGGAUUCCACUAAAGGUACUGGCCUUCCUUUUAGGAAAGUUAGCACUUACGACAUCGUAGCACUUGACAAAUAUGACCACGACGCCUACAACUCUUUUGUGUAUCUCUUGGCCUUGAGAGCCGCGCAAGAAAUGGGAACGAUAAAAAACGAUACCAAGUUUACUUCGAGCAUUCAUCGUGCUUUUAAUCAAGCGCAGAAACGCAUCGACGUUGAACUGUGGGACGAAAAUAAGCAGUAUUACCAUGCCUGGUGGGACAUGGAAUAUGGCUCUCCUGAGUGGAUCAUGUCAGAUUCCUUGUAUGGUCAAGUCUGGGCUUACUCUCUUGGUCUUGGGGAUCUGGUACCUCGUAGUAAACUGAAAGAACAUUUGUUAAGCGAAGUUGAGAGAAAUGAUUCCCCUUUUGGUCUGAAGGUUUUGAACACAGGUGAAACAGAAAUCACACAGGAAGACACAUCAAUCAUUUUAAGCCACCAUGUUCCCGGAUGUAAAUCGUUAGAGAAUAUAACGAAGCAUAAUUCAGUUUGGAUGGGUGCAGACGCCGACUGGUCCUCUCUUAUGCUGCAUCUAGACACAGACCCCAUAAUUGCGCUAAACCGCGCCAAAAAAUCGCUCGAUCAUUGGCGCUCAACGCUCAAUGAUCAAUGGAAUAUUCAUGGCCUCAUUUCAAGCAGUGGUUAUGGACUUGACGGGCUGCCUUGGGCCACUUCUCACUAUUCUUUCCACAUGGUUCUAUGGCAUAUACCUCUCGCAGUGUCAGGCCAGCAGUACUUUGCUCCCAAUGCAUCACUGACUUUCUGGCCCAAGUUUCCAAUUCCGUUUAGUUUACCUUUCUUCACGCCCAGAGCGUCGGGGAUAAUUGAGGGAGCAUACGUUAAGGGAAAUGACAGAGAAGAAGAAGACAGUGAAGAGGAAGAAAUGUUUACGUUUACUAUCAAAUCAGGUGAGAUUACCUUAAAAGAACUCUCAAUCCUAGGAAGCAGGUAUGGAGAGGGUGAAAUAUCAAUCAAGCAAGGAGAAACAGUCACGUGGUCACGGCCAAAGCAAGAUGUGAAAAACAUUUUACAACAGUUGUGAAGACGUCACGCUACUCCAUAUUGAACUUUCGCGCACGAUUAGGAUAGCAGGUUUCGAACAAAGCUUCACCCGAACUGUAAUAUAUUUUUUUUAUGUACGAAUAAUCAUGAAUACAGUAAUUUAUUGGAUGAAGCACAGUUUACCUAACCCGACUAAAACAUCCUAGAUAUUUCAGUUCUUUUUUUAACUGAUUAUCAGGAUAUGUCUGCAUCUAUCAUUUUGCGCUUUUCAAGUAAACAGACAUCUUUUACCGCAUCUCUCCUUACGCAAGAGAACAUUUAAGUGAUCCUCUCCGUGUAUACAGCGGCCAGUCGAACAGUUCUGUUUACUAAUCAU
Messenger RNA from Pocillopora verrucosa, 5868 nucleotides. RefSeq lists its product as uncharacterized. Gene Ontology annotation, biological process: carbohydrate metabolic process. NCBI's taxonomy places the organism in Eukaryota, Metazoa, Cnidaria, Anthozoa, Scleractinia, Pocilloporidae. The record is from RefSeq and is a predicted model, not a curated record. Gene Ontology annotation, molecular function: beta-glucosidase activity.